Molecule: messenger RNA, 4632 nt
Organism: Trichoderma breve
Lineage: Eukaryota; Fungi; Ascomycota; Sordariomycetes; Hypocreales; Hypocreaceae
Product: WSC domain-containing protein
Exons: 4
Coding region: 1-4632 (1543 amino acids)
Source: RefSeq, a predicted model, not a curated record
AUGGGACUGGCUGUGCUGUUCAUCACGGCCUUUAUCGGCCUGGCCAAAGGCCUGGCUUCGACCGAUACCAUCACUUGGGGUGGUGACAAUUCCAGAACUGGAUACCAGACCAACCACAACAUGGAUCCUUCCGUCGUUGGGAGUUCUUCAUUUGGUCAAUUGUUCCAAACUCGACUUCCUGGCACCUAUGCCGGUUCUGCCGAACAAAUCUUUUCUCAGCCUCUCGUCUAUACGCCCAGCGGCGGGACUAAGCAGUAUGUGUAUAUAGCUACACAACAGAACAAUAUUUACAAGCUCGACGCAAAGACGGGCGACAUUGUUGCCUCCAGAAAUCUUCACAUCCCUUUCUUGGCUGCAGACCUUGAUGGAUGCGUUGACAUCAACCCCAAUAUUGGAAUCACGGCAACGGGUGUGAUUGACCCUGAUACCGAUACCAUCUACUACACCUCAAAGACAUAUGUCGACCAAACCGCAUUGGGUGUACCGCAGGGUCGUGAUGCUGGCCGAUACUUUUUUCACGCGUUAGACGCCAAUGAUCUCAGCGAGCGGCCCAACUUUCCAGUUCCUCUUGAUGGCAUUAUUGCCCGCAACAACGACUUGCGAAUGUUCACUGGUGGAAUUCACCUCCAACGAACCGCGUUGCUUCAUAGCGGCCAGUUUAUCUACGGUGGGUUUGCGUCACAUUGCGUCCAGUACAAUUUCACCGGCUGGAUCAUGGGCUGGGACAAGACUACCGGCAAGGUGGUUGAGCACUACGCCAUGGAAGGCAAGGGCGUUGCAAACGAUAUCAAAGGUGCUGGCGUUUGGAUGUCUGGCGGAGGCAUUGCUUCUGAUGACGCUGGCUCUAUUUGGUACGCGACUGGAAACGGCUACGCGUCUCAACUAGCCAAUGUUCCUGUCAAGGGCUUCAAUCCUCCCACGUCGUUGGAAGAGGCUGCUGUUCACAUGACAAUUAACUCAAACGGUAGUCUGAGUCUGGUGGAUUUCUUCAUGCCAUGGGAGAAACAGGCUUUGGACGGCGCCGAUAAAGAUCUCGGCACUAGUCCUCUCGAGAUCCUGCCGAGUGAAUUCGCUUGUGGCGAUGUAAAGCGCAUCGGUGUUGUUACUGGCAAAAGUGGCAAGACAUACUGGCUGAAUUUGGACAACUUGGGUGGCUACAGAAACGGGCCCAACAAUUUGGAUGAUGCUAUUCAAGUCUACCAGAACGACAACUCCGUCUAUGCUGGCGCCGGUGUCUAUCCUCUAGAAGGCGGCUACAUCUACAUCAACGUUAUUCAACACCCGUCCAAUGUCUUCAAGUUUUCAUGUACCGAUGGCGUUCCUUCGUUUACCAAAGUUGCCACGACUCCGGAAACGAAUGCCUACAUCCUCGGCGUCAGCCAUGGAACCACCACAUCCCUCAACGGUCAGCCAGGAACUGGUCUUCUCUGGGUGACAGAUGUUCAAGGUUUGAAUCUCCGCAUCUACGACGCCGUCCCCAAAAAUGGACUGCUCAACAUGAUCAAUUCGUUCAACAUCCCUGGCGUCAUGAAGUUCACCCGACCUGUCUUUGGAGAUGCCAUUGUGUACGUUGGUACCAACCAGGGCCUUUUCUAUGGUUUCGGAUCGCCCGUUAACGCACCUCUCAACUGCACAUCCCCUGUUGCAUUUGGCAAUGUUGACUUGAAAACAUCUAGCGCUUCCCAGUCUGUUGAAUGCACGGCCCUGAUUGACGUUACCGUUACUGGUGUUGGGCUUGACUCUACCAAAGACUUUAGCAUAUCCGGUCUUCCCAAUACACCUCUCCAGUUAGCAGAAGGGGAGUCCUUUACUAUCCAAGCCAAGUUCAGCCCUACCGUCGUCGGACUCAUUUCAAACGAUAUUGUCGUUAACACCACGAAUGGUGUUGGCGGCUACAGCCCUAAUACCCACGCCCGACUGACUGGAACUGGCCAAAGCCCUGGUCCUCUACUAUCUGCCGCCCCAACCACGAUUACCUUCCAAGGUGUUGUUACUGGGCAGGACCCUGACGGCAUUACGGAAACUCUGAUACUCAACAAUCUUGGAAAUGGACCUCUGACUAUCCAGAGCGUUCAAUAUUCAUCAACUAGUUCCUCUGGCCCUUGGCAAACAUGGAAUGGAUCGGGCAAUUUGACAGUCGGCAAGUUUACUUUCCAAAAGAUGCCUACUUCUCUCGGACCUCAAUCGAGUGCUGCUAUCCAAAUUCAGUUUGAUGGCUCUGAAAGUGGUACUUUCUCCGGCUUUGUCACGUUUGUAUCCAACGGUGGCAACCAAACUGUUUCUAUCGCUGGUUCUUCCGGCCCUGCUGCCGUUGCACUGCUUGAGUUUCAGACCCCAGAUGAGUCUGGUUGGACAAAAUAUGUCAAUGGCACUCCCUUUACUUUUGGAAAUGUUACCCAGAACAACGGUCGCUCGCUCAAGUUCCGCAUUACCAACAAUGCAACAAAGGGCGGCGUCAACCUGUCCCUUACCGUUUCAAAGCCACCUUUUGGCGUCGCCGGUCUCAUUCGAGCCAUCAACCAGGUAGACCUUGCAGAGGGAACAUCUUUGGCUCCAGGAGAGAGUGCGAACGCCACCCUCACCUGUACCGUCCCCAAAUCCCAGUGGGAUGUCGAUCCUUACAACGGCACUGCACAAUGGACUUUGAACACCAAUGACCCGAACCUUGGAAAGCAGUUUAUACAGUUCUUUUGUCAGGCUGUGUCAGAGCAGGCUCCCCCUCUGCUGCCCAACAGCGACCAGAGCCGAUACCGAUAUAUUGGAUGCUACAAGGAGAACAACCCAGGCCGCCAACUUUCCAACCAGCUUUACGGAAGUGAUGACAGCACCAACGCCAUGUGUGUCUCUGCAUGCGCUGAUAAGAACUAUGCCUACUGCGGCACUCAAUACCAUACAGAGUGCUGGGGAGGCAACACCAUUCCCAAUCUCAAGGUGGACGACUCUAACUGUAAUUACUACUGCGGUGGAGAUAUCAAUCAGGUGUGCGGUGGAAACGGCGAUGGCACUGCGGCGUAUAUCUCUGUUUUUGCCGAUGCCCUUCAACCGGGAGAUGGCUCUACGAAUCCUCCGCCACCAACCGGAGGCCCUGUUGUGAAUCCCGGCGUUGAUGGCUAUGCUAGCAUUGGAUGCUACACUGAAGCCACCGACGCGCGUGCUCUUCCUUACGAAGUGGACACUGAUAAGCGGACUGUGGCUCAAUGUGUUGACGCCUGUAAAGUUGGUCAUUACACUUAUGCCGGUGUUGAAUAUGGGGGCGAGUGCUGGUGCGGUGAUUCCUUUGGCGAUGGGGCGGUUUCUGCUCCCAUCACAGAUUGUGCAAUGACUUGCAAUGAUAAUUCUACCGAAUAUUGUGGCGGCCCGAAUCGUCUUAACGUAUAUAAACUCGACACUACUGCUGUGUCUACGACGGUUUCUACCACUGUUGAUGAGAGUACCACGGCAAUUGCAACUACAACGAGUGUUUCUUCCAGCAGCCCGACACCCACUGGUCCGGUUGUUAAUCCUGGCCAAGAUGGCUACAAAAGCAUUGGAUGUUAUACCGAAGCGACAGACGCUCGAGCUCUUGCCAAUUUCAUCGAGACAGCCAACCAAACGGUCGCGGACUGUCUGCAGGUGUGCAAGGCGGACGGCUAUACCUAUGCUGGCCUUGAAUAUGGCGGAGAAUGUUGGUGCGAUAAUUCAUUUGGCAAGGGAUCCGUUCCCGCACCUAUCGAGGACUGCAGCAUGACUUGUAACGGCAACUCGACAGAGUAUUGCGGUGGUCCGAACAGGCUCAAUGUGUACCAGCUCAAGAAGUUGGCCACCACAACCUCUGUGCCCGCAACUACUGUGCCUGCGACCACUGCCUCUGCGAGUUCAUCAGCAACAGCCAUUGCAACUCCUACUGGCCCCGCGAUCAAAAAAUCCGUCAGAGGUUACACAUACCAGGGAUGCUGGGAGGAGCCGCCUAAUGAUCGAGCCAUCAUUGAGCAGAUGUAUGCUAACGACUCGAUGACACUCGAGUCUUGCGCCGAUUUCUGCAAAGGCUUCACUUACUUUGGCACUGAGUACGGUAGAGAAUGCUACUGUGGUAAUGUCUUGAAGGAAGGCAGCCAAAAGGCCGCUAAUCAAGAUGACUGCUCGUUUCUUUGCGCUGGUAACGACAAGGAAUACUGCGGCGCUGGGUCCAGACUCGAACUGUACAAGCUCUUAACGAAUGCUACAACAACCGCAACACCAUCCAGCAGUCCAACGGCGCCUAGUGAACCAUCUAGCACCCCGACAACGCCUAGUGGUAUUACAGACCCCGUCAUCUUCCAGGGCAACAAGAACUUUACCUUUUAUGGAUGUUUCUCAGAGCCUUCGGCAGGUAAGCUGAUGGACAACCAAGCUUACAACAACGACACAACCAUGACACCUCAGGUCUGCUUCUCUCACUGUGCGCAGUACAAGUACGCUGGUGUCGAGUAUGGCCAAGAGUGUUGGUGUGGCGACACUCUGGAUCUUGCAGGCUGGGAAGACUCUACGCCAGGCAAGAAUGUGACGGUUGACGAGUGUAAUGUUGUGUGCCCUGGAAACUCUACGGAAUACUGUGGUGCUGGAAAUAGGCUGCAGCUGUAUGUGAAGAAGACGGCUGUUAGUCGACGAUGGUGA